This is a messenger RNA of Trichomycterus rosablanca, 688 nucleotides long. It is a transcript of the gene crha, whose product is annotated as corticoliberin. Lineage: Eukaryota; Metazoa; Chordata; Actinopteri; Siluriformes; Trichomycteridae. Gene Ontology annotation, molecular function: hormone activity. Bases 107 to 607 code for a protein of 166 amino acids. Gene Ontology annotation, cellular component: extracellular region. The transcript is spliced from 2 exons. The record is from RefSeq and is a predicted model, not a curated record.
GCCAACUGGGGUGGCAGCAGGGGUGGCAAGGCUUUCUUUUAGGGUGGCAUGUGCCACCCUAUGCCACCCCGGUAGAUCCGCCCAUGAUAUCUGAGGAUCUUCCUAAAUGAAGCUCCACGUCUUGUUCGCGUUGGUAACCCUGCAUGGCGCGUUUACUCCUCGCUUUGAAGGCAAAGCAAUAAACGGUGCGGGAUUUGUCCCCUCCAGUCCUAUAUGGUCUGAACUGAAGCAGUCAGUUUUACCAGUACUGGAGCGACUGGGAGAGGAGUACUUCAUCAGGCUGAAUAACCCAAACCAGUAUCUAAACGGUCCUGAAAAAACCCACCCACCACGUGCUAACACUAGUAACCGCGCGCUCCAGCUGAUGCUCACACAGCAGAGUCUGCUGAGAGGUCAGAUCGACGAUACCGGUGUCGGUACCGGCUUAACGAACAGCUUCAAGCCACAUACAGACUCUGCAGAACGGAAGCGCCGGGCCGAAGAUCCGCCGAUAUCACUGGAUCUGACGUUUCAUCUGCUGCGCGAGGUGCUUCAGAUGGCUCGAGCAGAACAGUUAGCUCAGCAGGCUAGCAGCAACCGAAGAAUUAUGGACUUUUUUGGGAAAUAAAAACAAGUUAUUUAAAAAUAUAUAUAUAACGUCUGUACAAAUGAUUUUGUCAACCCAAUAUCUUUUCAUAAACUUUAUUAA